GUCUGGACGUAAAAUCGCAUCGCUCCGCGCGCAGAGAGAUAUUUUCCUUCUUUUUUUACUGUGCUUUUUCUACACAAACGCAAGCAAAACACAACAAAUAAUAAUAGAAACUUUACAUGAAUUCCAAUUUAAUUGAUAAUUAAAUUGUUAAAUUAUAUUAUGUGUGAUUGUUGAGGAAAAAAGGGGAAUAUAUCGGUACAAAUAAGAGGUAGACGACGACGACAAAUCACAUUGAUUAAAAUUCCUGACAGCAAUGAAAGUGACGAAAGCAUGUGCGCUCUUACAAAUAAUAUUAUUGUUAUUAUGGUAACAGCAUAUCAUCCAACGGCAUCAAAUUCGUCUCUUUUCACGACAAAAAUAACAAAAUGAAUUGAGUGAAAUAACAGCAGUAGUGAGUUUUGUGAAAAAAAAUAGAUAAAGAUUAAUUAAAAGCUUGAACAAAAAAAAAAAAUAAGAAAAAUAAAGAAGAAAAAUAGCGCACGCAGAAAAUGACGACAGAAAAACAAUCGUCGACGUCGGAAGACGCACGAAAAAGCCUGUCGCAACCAUACAAGGAAACGAAAGCCCGGAGAUUUUCGUUCUUAGACCUCUUCACGUAUUUAUUUUGUACAGCAUCAUUAGUUAUAUCUAUUUACACAUAUUAUUACCAAUUAAGUGUGGAAAAUAAGGUCUUUAAGUGUAACGUACUAGAGAGUAGAAUAGACAUCCUCGAACAACAAAUUAGGAUAUUACAAUCUGGAUCGCCGACAACCACAACAACUUCAACGUCAAACGUCAAAUCUCUUCAUCAUGAUGAAUUUCCGGAUGUAGCAAACGUCGUUAAGAAAGUGGCUCUGCAAGAAUUCGGAUUAGAACGACUAAAACGUGACAUAUCACAGUUAAAAUUAACACGAAACAGAGAAAAUAGACAAGCAUCCAUACAACAAUCGCCCGAAUGCGUUUGUCCUGCAGGUCCUCCUGGUCCGCCCGGAAAGAAAGGCAAACGAGGCAGGAAAGGCGAUUCAGGCGAACCCGGACCUCCGGGAGCGCCCGGACCAGCAGGAAAAAAUGGUUUUCCGGGUCCGAUUGGAUUGGAUGGACCGAAAGGUGAAGCGGGUCGCCCAGGUGAAAAAGGAGCAAAAGGUGAUGGAGGCAGCGGAAAUGUCGAUGUUUUCUCCAAAGUUAAGGGCUUAAAACGAUCCGUUACGACGUUACGCGGAGGUUCUUUAGGUUAUGCCGAAAUUGUUGCAGUUAAGGAAUUGCAAGCAGCUGGCCAUAAUAUUUCACAAGCCACUAUAAUACAGAUAAAAGGAGAACCAGGAGAGCCGGGACCUCCAGGACCUCCAGGACCUAUUGGACCUGCUGGCAUUCCGGGACAUGAUGGAAGACCUGGACCUGUGGGAGAAACAGGACCUCGAGGAGAAGUUGGGCCAGCUGGCGAAAAGGGAGAUAUGGGAGAACGAGGACCGAUUGGUCCCUCUGGAUUAAAAGGAGAACGAGGCGACAAAGGAGAUCGAGGCAUCACAACGACACUCAAAGGUGACCAAUUCCCCACGGGAAUUAUCGAAGGCCCUCCCGGACCGCCAGGAGAGAAAGGAGAAAAGGGAGAUGUGGGACCUGAAGGACCAAAAGGUGACCAAGGCGAGAAAGGACCACGCGGUAAACGAGGAAAGCGGCUGAAGGACGAGGAAUAUUCCGAUGAUACGGCAGUUCUUGUUGGGCCGCCAGGGCCUCCAGGCGAACCAGGACGUGACGGAAGAGACGGAUUACCUGGAAUGAAAGGCGACAGAGGAGAACCAGGUGCUCCGGGUAGUUUAGGACCUCGUGGAUUGGAUGGCAUGCCCGGAAAAGGCGUUGAAGGACCUCCUGGAAUGCCUGGAUAUCCAGGUCCUCCCGGCGAAAAGGGAGAAAAUGGAGAUAUUGGUCCGCCAGGUUUAAUGGGACCUCCAGGACUUCCAGGACCUCCAGGUUAUCCAGGAUCGAAAGGAGACAAAGGCGACAGAGGAGAUGGCUAUCGUAAAAUGAGACGAAGACAAGAUCAUGGAGGAAGUAUGAGCGAUCAACCACACACGCAUGAGAUUGUUUAUGGACCCCCAGGACCGCCAGGCCCUCCGGGACCUGCAGGACCUCCAGGCCCAUCAGGACGUGACGGAAGAAGAGGAGAGAAAGGAGAUCGAGGUCCAAUAGGCCCUCAAGGACCUAUGGGAUUGCCAGGAAGCAGCGGUGCUCCGGGAGCUCCCGGAUUGGAUGGAUUAAAAGGAGCAAGCGGCGAAAUGGGACCUAAAGGAGAACGGGGAGAUCCGGGAUUGCCGGGCACCGAUGGAAUUCCAGGACAGGAAGGACCCAAAGGUGAUCGAGGGUUGAAAGGAGAUCCAGGACCACCUGGAAAGCGUGGUCGAAAAGGCGAUAUGGGCAACAAAGGAGAUCAAGGUGUGCCUGGCUUGGAUGCUCCUUGCCCUCUUGGCAUGGAUGGUUUGCCGUUGCCUGGAUGCGGAUGGCGCCCGCCAAAGGAGCAACAUCAAGCCCACGUACCUCAGCACAAAGACUACUUACCGGAUGUAACGAACACGGAGAACGAAAGUGAAUACGACAACAAUGAAGCGGAUGACGAUCAAGGUGAAGACGAGUACGAGGAGUAUCAAGAUCAUAAUUUGCAUGCAGAUGGAAGAUAUUAGAAAAUUUUCUCACAUUUCUUUGGUCAACAUUGUAUACUAAAAUUUUUGCGUUGUGAAUUUCAUUAUCCUUAUUGCAACAAAUAUUUUAUGCUAAAUUAUGAAUAAAUUUAUAUCAGAA
Messenger RNA from Culicoides brevitarsis, 2772 nucleotides. RefSeq names its product collagen alpha chain CG42342. The coding region runs from base 489 to 2654 and encodes 721 amino acids. NCBI's taxonomy places the organism in Eukaryota, Metazoa, Arthropoda, Insecta, Diptera, Ceratopogonidae. The transcript has 27 exons. The record is from RefSeq and is a predicted model, not a curated record.